AUGAGUCCUCAGAUCAGCAGUACGGAGGCCGACGGAGGAAGUGUGGUCGACGGAGAAAUUGCAGCUGACGAGACGGUGACGGCAUCCCAAAUAAACACGUCCAUCAUGCUAUCGGCGAGCACGAUCGAGGACAUGUUUGACUCGAGCAGUGAAUCCGACAUCGAGGAGACAGCCGCCCCGGUCAAUGAUAAAGCAGAUGCUAGCAGGGUCUCAGUCGGCGACGACGGUAGCGAUACCGCUGACGACAUCCCGAGCGUAGACGGAGAAGGUGGACUCAGUGUGGAGGAUCGCGAGAGUGCUGAGGACGAUGACCGAUUCGUCGUCGCUGCAAGUGACGUGAACGUGCUAGCGGCUGAUGAACUGUAUGAAGGGUAUGAGUCUGUUGGAUCAGACGGUGUACUCCACUCUAUCUCACGAAGGGCGUCCAUGUUUAUAGCGUCCAGGGCCAAGUGGCCGCCCAAGGUCUGGAUAAAGGCAGCGUCCAUACCAACUGCUACCUCCUCAGAAUCAUCAGCACUGCUCGGAUACUCCCUCCGCGUGAUAGCUUCUUCGCCGCUGCUGUUACUCUCGUCACUCCCGUCAUCUGAGGUCGCGAGUGGCAGAUCAGAGUAUCCUGGGUUGUCGUGCGAUGUGGCGUCACCAGUUCACUUAACCCACCGGGAGGACGUUCCAGAAGCACUUACCCCUGAGCAGCAUGUGGGGCCCACGUGCAGCGUGCCCAUGGUGGGCAGCCAAAUAAGACUACCACAGCUACUCACAGUGCGCGCCUCGCACCGAGGCGAGGCUUCCCCCACAGAAGACGUUGGGAUGAUGGUGCUGGCGCAGGAGCCUGAAGGUGAGGCCGCCCCAAAAGACGAUACUAAGGUGUUGCUGGCGCUGGAGGCAAGUCCGACCCCGCCACAAGAGUAG
Molecule: messenger RNA, 909 nt
Organism: Phytophthora infestans T30-4
Lineage: Eukaryota; Oomycota; Peronosporomycetes; Peronosporales; Peronosporaceae
Exons: 4
Coding region: 1-909 (302 amino acids)
Source: RefSeq, a predicted model, not a curated record